AUGAAUCCUGGACUAAAGCCAGAAAUUUGUAAAGAAUGUGGGAAAGCAUUUUGGAUUACCUCAACCCUUACCCAUCAUCACAAAAUUCACACCAGACACAAGUUUAAUGAGUGUGGAAAAUAUGCUAAAGCUUUUGGCCACUCCUCAAAUGCUAAUGAUAAUCAUAAAAUUCAUACAGGAAAGACAUUUUUCAAAUGUAGUGAAUGUGGCAAUGCCUUUAGAGAGUCCUAUAAUCUUCCUGAGCAUCACAGAACUCAUACUGGUGAAAACUCUCCUAUAUGUAGAGAAUGUUGCAAAGCAUAUAUGAGGUCCUCAAACCUUACACAAUCUCAGAAAAUUCAUAUGGGGGUAAAGCCUUAUGAAUGCAGAAAAUGUGGCAAAGCUUUUAGGUGGCCCUCAAAACUUACACAGCACUGGAGAAUUCAUGGGAAAAUGAAGCCUUAUAUAUGUACACAAUGUGGCAAAGAAUUUUUACAAUUUUCAACCCUUAGAUGCCAUCAGAGAGUUCAUACUGGUGAGAAGCCUUAUGAAUGUACACAAUGUGGCAAAGCCUUUAACCAGAUCUCAAACCUCACUCAACAUCUGAAAAUUCACACUGGAGAAAGACCUUAUGAAUGCACUCAAUGUGGUAAAGCCUUUAGGCGCCGGUCAGAUCUCACUCAACAUCAGAAAAUUCAUACUGGAGAGAAGCCUUAUGAAUGUACUCAAUGUGGCAAAGCAUUUGCAAAAUCCUCCAACCUUGUGUGCCAUCAAAGAGUUCAUACUGGUGAGAAGCCUUAUGAAUGUACACAAUGUGGCAAAGCCUUUAACCAGCAGUCAACACUCACUCGACAUCAGAAAAUUCACACUGGAGAAAAACCUUAUGAAUGUACUCAAUGUGGCAAAGCCUUUAGGCACCGGUCAGAUCUCACUCAACAUCUGAAAAUUCACACUGGAGAAAGACCUUAUGAAUGUACUCAAUGUGACAAAACCUUUAGACACCAGUCAACACUCACUCAACAUCAGAAAAUUCACACUGGAGAAAAACCUUAUGAAUGUACUCAAUGUGGCAAAGCCUUUAGGCACCGGUCAGAUCUCACUCAACAUCAGAAAAUUCAUACUGGAGAGAAGCCUUAUGAAUGUACAAAAUGUGGCAAACCCUUUAACCAGAUCUCAACCCUCACUCAACAUCUGAAAAUUCACACUGGAGAGAAGCCUUAUGAAUGUACUCAAUGUGGCAAAGCCUUUAGACAGCGGUCAACACUAACUCGACAUCAGAAAGUUCACACUGGAGAAAAGCCUUAUGAAUGUACUCAAUGUGGCAAAGCCUUUAGGGACCUAUCAACAUUUACUCGGCAUCAGAAAAUUCACACUGGAGAAAAACCUUAUGAAUGUACUCAAUGUGGCAAAGCCUUUAACCACAUCUCAAACCUCACUCGACAUCAGAAAAUUCACACUGGAGGGAAGGCUUAG
Artibeus jamaicensis (Jamaican fruit-eating bat) is the source of this 1452-nucleotide messenger RNA. RefSeq names its product zinc finger protein OZF-like. The coding region runs from base 1 to 1452 and encodes 483 amino acids. Lineage: Eukaryota; Metazoa; Chordata; Mammalia; Chiroptera; Phyllostomidae. The transcript has 2 exons. The record is from RefSeq and is a predicted model, not a curated record.